AUGGAUCAUGUGGGUGAGGGGGAGUCAGAGUUGGUAUUCAACCCUACAGACGAAGAGAUGGUACACUAUCUCCUGAAUAAGGUGACUGGGAAAACUCCUUUCGUGAGAGAAGUGAUUGAAUGUGAUCUUUAUGGAGAUGAAGAAUUGUGGAGGAAACGAGUCGAAGGAACCCAACGCAAUUGUCUUUACUUCUUCACCAAGUUGAAGAAGACGACCCAGAAGAUGUCGUGGUCCAGUAGAGCUACCGCAUGGCGCAACACUUGGAAGGCACAAUCAGACAAGAAGAUUUGCAUGGGAGAGAAAGUACAUAUUGGUUCCAAGAGAUGUUUCUCGUUGGUGGAGAAGGAAAAGCCCAGAGUGAAGCAUGGUUGGGUCAUGCAUGAGUAUAGGCUUGAUGGUGUUUAUGACUGUUACAAUCAAGGCAACGACUACGUUAUCUGUAGAAUCAAAAGAAUGGUUUCAAAGAAAGUAGCAGUAAAGCAACAAGAGGUAGAAGGAGAUGAUGCCAUAGCCAUUCAAACAACAUGCAAUGAAAUCCUUGACCCAAAGGUUACAGUACUGAAGGAGCAAGAAACGGAACCGGGGAGCUCCACACCACAAAGGGAAGAUGAUUUUUUUGGACAGCAGGAAGAAACUCCACCUAGUGGAGUUGAUUUUGCAGAAGGAGGUGGAGGAAACUGGAUACAAGCUUUUGCUCAAGACCUUCUGGCCUAUUCACAGAACUGUGUGGAAGAGAAAGAUGAAGGGGUGGAUAUGUUGCCCAACCAUUUUUACAAAGACAAAUGGAUAAGAGGUUGGGAAAGGGCACCCACUGACCAUAAGUCAAAUUGUUAA
Messenger RNA from Vitis riparia (riverbank grape), 834 nucleotides. RefSeq names its product NAC domain-containing protein 100-like. Gene Ontology annotation, molecular function: DNA binding. The coding region runs from base 1 to 834 and encodes 277 amino acids. The record is from RefSeq and is a predicted model, not a curated record. Gene Ontology annotation, biological process: regulation of DNA-templated transcription. NCBI's taxonomy places the organism in Eukaryota, Viridiplantae, Streptophyta, Magnoliopsida, Vitales, Vitaceae. The transcript is spliced from 2 exons.